Hylaeus volcanicus is the source of this 6566-nucleotide messenger RNA. RefSeq lists its product as uncharacterized. Lineage: Eukaryota; Metazoa; Arthropoda; Insecta; Hymenoptera; Colletidae. The coding region runs from base 228 to 4037 and encodes 1269 amino acids. The record is from RefSeq and is a predicted model, not a curated record. The transcript is spliced from 10 exons.
GGUCGAGGCGCGGGUAGCGUGGUGGUGGGAGCACGCGAACCACGGAACCUGCCAGUACGCGCUCAACCGUCACCUCGUGUGGUUUGCGCGUAACCUCGUUAGUUUAUUCGGUCUUUCUCGCGAUCUGCUCACGUGUCCGUGGAUAUCGUCGCUUGUUUUCGAACGGUUCUCCCGCGAAGGUGACAUGAAGUGAUCGAGCUUCGGGCUACCUCGUCACGACAGGAAGCAUGGAUCGACGCGGUGGCUUCUCCAUUUCGAUCGCCUGCUUGCUGAUCGCCGUUGCUGUCGCCUCUGAUGCUGGGACCAGCGUGCAGGAAACAACAUUACGGCCCGCGCUGGGUCCCGAGACCUGGGGAACGAACACGAGCUCGUCGACCGUCAGGUUCGUCGAGGGUGCGGUCGGUCGAAGACGGCCGUCCCGCUCGCAGGGUGAACGGGAACAGGUCGAACCGCGGACGAGCGUGAACGAGCGCCAGCACCAGGUGGUGGAGGAUGACGAGGAGGACGAGGGGCCGGAGGAGGACUACGAGGGCGGGGACGAGUACGAGGACGAGCUGAAGGCCGUCGUCGAGUCGCACGAGGCGAUGUCGAGGGACGACACUAGGAACUCGAACGUGUCCGCGGCAACCGCGACCGACGCCGCCGUAGAAGCUGGACCAACCGCUGCCAAGAACUUCGACUCGCACGAGGUGAUCACGGUCAACGAUUCCGACGAGGAUGUCGCUUCCAACGAGGCCAUCACCGACGAGCACGUCGACAAGUACGAUCAAGAGGUCGCCGAGCUUCUGAAGUGCAAGAAGGAUCGGAACUCGGCACACGACGGGUCAGCCAGGACGAAGACGAAACGUGUGCCGACCGUGAAGAAGGAGCUGAGCACGCAGAAGGAGAUUCUGAUAGGGAGCAACGAGACGCAGGCGGUGAAGAGUCUCCUGCCUUCGGAGGACGCGUCCAAUCGUCCGAACGAGGCCACCGAGGACGAUCGAAGGAGAAACGUCGGAUCGAACGAGUCGGCGAAACUGGAAAAUCCUGGCGAAGGUGAAAUCCCCGUGGACAAUCGAUACUCGGAGGAAAGCCCCAGGAAGUUGGACAAAAGGCAAGAAACGGUUCUGAAAAAUCUGAAAUCCUAUUUGUUGACGGAAUACGCGACCGAGGAGGAGCAACGACAGAAACUUCGCGAUCUCGGGGCUCGAGAGGAUGCCCUCGCGGAGAAUCUGCUGAAGCUCCUGGUGAAGCUAGCGGAGAAUCCAAGCCGAUGGGAACAUGCGCAGAAACUUCUUCUAACCACGGAGGAGGAACCAAAGCACACGAUAAACUCCCUGGAACCAGCUAAACGAGGCUACGAUUCGACACUGUUUAUCACCGCGACGGAAUCGUCGACCACCUCGAGAAAGUCGCGCAAGAAACUGAAGAAGAAGAAGAAGAAGCCUAAGCACCGUUCCACCAGUACGUUGACGCCAGUCCCAGCGACGCCACCUCUGCCAAGCACCACGGAGACGCCGUGGCGAACGACCCCCGUCCAGUGGCGUCUCGUCGCGGAGAGGCUGUUUGGUCAGCCUUGGAAACAGGACCAAAGACCACGGUCCCAGGAAUCCCCUAACGCGAUCUACUCCGAUGCUCAGAGUCCUCGACUCCUGACUAACGUUAGGGACGCCAUCGAACGCAACAGAUCCAAGAGCAACCUUGGCUCUGGCGCCUCGUUGACGGAGGACGCUGGCGAACCUGAGGGCAGAAGACUGGAUAGGUUUGGGAAGCUCGCUGCUCGUCGACCUGGCCAUCGAGAGUUCGCUUAUGAGAGGCCACCAGACUCGGAACACAUGCCAGAUUACGACGUGGCCGAGUCGUACCGCCGUCUGCGAUACGAUCAGCUGCCCCAGGCGCCUAGGGAAUUUCCACGCGCGCGCGACGAGGAUUACCAAGGUGAUUUCAACGCGCAGGCGGACGGUUUCGCGCGGAAUCGUGGCUACGAGCCGUCUGGGCGAAACUUUGCGCUGAGCAAAAGUUGGCCAGACGUGUCCUACGAGUACAAUCCGGCCUGGGGCAGCGAGCAGCGUCCUCAGGUGCCGAUUAGCUCGGAGACCUGGCCUUGGAGGCAGCCACGCGACGAAGCGGAGUACUGGGCGCAACGUAACAACUUGUUGCCCGUCGAGAAAAGUUAUCGGUUGCCUUCGGCCAACGACGACGACGAGGACGACUGGCAGCAGCAGCAGCAGCAACGAUUGCAUCAUUCCUGGAACAGAGACAGGUCUCCCUGGCCAAUGGAGAAGUCCUCGAAGGUGGCCCCUCCGUGGCAGCAGAACGAGAGGUCGACGAAACUGUUCCUCGACUCGAACGUCGCCUGGGACAAGGGGAAGAACCGCUCUGAAUCUAACCGCUCAACGAAACAAGACCCUAAAGGCAAGAUAGUCCUGCCUGAGAUCACUAUGAAGACGUGGAACAGCCUGACCUCUGACCCUGCCACCUGGCCACACAAACUCCCAGGCGCCAAACCGUGGCCCAAGGACGAAAACGGAAAGUCUUACAAUCCCAACGCUGAUUUGGUUCGAAAGUUGGGCUUGGACAAGCAGAACAACGCGGCCUGGUCCAAGGAGGAAGCUGAAAAGUCAAUAGGAGAGAGCAAGCCAAAAGACGAGAAGCAGAGCAGGCUGUACGCCUCCAAAGAGAAGGAAUUCCCUAGAGGCGCACCCUCGGAGUUCAAACCUAGCGACAGAAGCAAUUUCACGGAUUUCGAGGCAAGAUCCAACGACUCGAUGACACCCUGGGCACGACUGACGGAGUCAAAGGGCUCCAAAGACUGGGUAAAACCUGAGAGCAUCCAAGCUGACGAGGGGAACACUUGGAGGGGGAAAUACGAAGGCAAAAGUAGCUGGUCUGACGAAACAGGCCUGCCAAAGAUCCAAUCGGUCGGAGCCUGGGUGAUGUCAGCGGAGGACUCAGCCUGGAAGCCUUAUCGCGUGAAACCAAUGGAGAUGUCGGAUGACGAAACCUCCCAAAGAUGGUCCAAACCUAUCUCCAGGUCGAGCACAGACUCCAAGUGGCCCGAGAAGGGUUCGUGGGCUGAGAAAGCCAGCGAUCUGUGGCCUGAGAAGAACGUUCCUGACUUCUGGAAGUCUGGAAAAGGGCCCUGGUUCGCGAAGGCAAGACAGACGGACAAUCGGGGGUCGAAGUCGAGCGAGCCCGAACCCUGGAAGACGAAAGAUGGAGACUGGUUGAGAAAGGCCGACUCCUGGGCCUCUAGAAACGGGCAGAGUGGGCCUUGGACCUCAAAGGGGUCUUCUUGGUCGACGAGAUCCAACGAAUCUCGAGCUACCAAGAACAACGACGUUUCUAAAAUAGAAGAAGACUCCUGGCCUGUUAAGACUAAAGAGGACGACUCCUGGAAGAUGGGAGACGCGUGGUCCAGGAAGUCCAACGACCGUAGUGGUUGGAGCCCGAAGAGCAACGAGUUGUCUCCUUGGCAAAGGAAAAUCAGCGACGAGUGGGCCUACGGAGGCAAGGCUGGCUCCACUGGAACCUGGCCCUCCAAGUGGAAACAAUUCGCCUACCACAGGGUGACAGCAUUACCGAUCUCCAAACCUGGCACCACUGCCGACGCAGCGUCCUCAAAGUCUAAGAACGCGUUCGUAGCCGUCUCUGCGGUCUCCUCGACCAAGUACAAUGGAAACGAGUGGAAGAAGAACGACGAGGAGGGCAGGAACGAGAACGUUAAGUUGGACGAUCGGGAGAGGUCUAACGGUCAGCCGCGCGUGGGUCUCGAGCGACCCAUCUACGCGUGGAAGAAGGACGCUGCUCUACGAGCUGCUUCCGCGAAGGCCAACGCCACCGAUCAGCUGGAGAACGAGCUGGAGGCACUCGGGCAAAUUGACUUCUGGUCCUACGAGGAGCGCGAGGCUGAGAAGAGAUCGACGACAACGACGGGAACGACGUCCACGGCUCCGACGAACGCCACGUCGACCACGCAGCGUCGUCGCGCGUCAGGCGUCGCGGCGGGAAGCAGCGGGCUCCUGGAGACGAAUCGACGGACGAUCUCGAUGAAAUAGGUCGAAAGUUAACGGUAGAUCCUCGAUCUCGUCCGAUGCGUACCGGUCUGUUCCGUCGACGAUAGGCUGCGCGAUGUCUGCAAGCAAUUUCCAACGACCUUCUCUGGCCCCGUGCCAAGGCGCACCGAAGCCUUCCAACCCGUCCACGGGCCUACCCCUCGUUUUAUAAUUUCGUCGGGGUCAAAGUAUCGUCAAAACUCUCAUUUUUUGUUUCGUGAACAGAAUUGAAUUUGAAUACAUUUUGAAAAUGUCGAAUGAAUUUUUUCGAGUACAUCCCGAUUCGAAGGAUAUUCGAAUGAAGUAUUAGUCGAGAGCGACGAAUAAUUUUGUAUCGGACGCGAACGAACCCGUGGCGGUUAUUCUUGAAAUUUCAACGCCGUGUAUUUUUCAAGUAAAUCGAAAAGCAACUCCUGCGACUCUCGAUUUCCAAAGUAGCCAUUUUGUCUCCACCCCGAACCGGACUGAGCUUCUGUUCAGAAAUUAGACGGGGGGGGGGCUGAUACGGUGCGCCUGACAACGGUGUAAUUUAAGAGCUUCAAUCGCUUUCGCAAAAAGGGGAACCGUGUAACUUCGUCGCGCGAAGAGUUCAACGGGAGAAACGAGCGAAUAUUUUUUCUACGGGAGUGAAAUCGUUGGCUGCAGCCGAGCUCUGAGACGCCAUUCGAUCUCUUCGGGUCCUCUCGACGAGGCGGCCAUUUUUAUUUGUUGGAAAAGUCGGGCCACCUCUUCGUUCACCUUCGUCGAAAACGCCAGGCAAAAGAAAAAGGGAAUCCAUGACAAUAUUUGAUAAGUGACAUUAAAACGAAGACACGAGACGGACAGGAAAAGAGCUGAGAAGAUGACGUAUCGCGUCACGCGAGCCCUGACUCUCGCCACCAGCGAGAUGAGAGAUACGUUCGUUCGUUCGUGUUAACUGCUUUGUUGGAUCUUGCUCCAAGCGAGAAUCGAUAAUCGGAUUCUAUCGUUUCAGCGACACCCUUCGACCCUUUACGGUCUUUCAGCGCCUUCGUACCUUUAGAAAGUACAAGUCACGGAGCGCGAGUCGAUUGUGGCCGAGUCAACGUUUCUUGGAAAAUGAAGACGACGAUUGAGAGAGAAUAAUUGAAGAGUCCAGGACGAAAACAAUUUGAACGACCCUUGUCAUACCUUGUCCAACCCUCGAUAUUAUUUUUUCUAAAAAGAGCGUACUCAUUUUUAUUAUUUUUCUCGCGGAAACGCUCUGCUAUUGUAACAUGAAUUUGUUUAGAAUAUCGAUGGCAGAAAAAAGACCGGUCCUUUUGCUCGUGAUGUACGUCUACGUGAGUAUAUUCUAUGCAGAGACGAGAAGUUGGUCAGCGUGUCUGAUUAAUUAUGGUAUAAUCUCCUAGACUAUGCAAUGGGAGCACGGAAGGUAGCCCUGCAGGCAGGAGAUUACACCAUAAUUAAUCAGACACGCUGGUCGACUCAUCUUUCCGUAGCGAAUGGAAGUUUGAUUAUUCUUCUAUAACUCCGCAAUUUCUGUAGCCUUUAUCUUUUUUAAAUUAUCUAUACAUUUCCCUCUUGUUACGCUACAAUCUGCUUCUCCCGAACUCCACUGCUAAAAAUCUCAAUUUUUAUUCGAAAUGGACUAUGACCGUCUUUCUUCUGAACUCGUCAGUUAGCAUAAUUGAAACGUGAAAUUUUACAAAAAUGUCCGUCAAAGUUGCCAUUGAAGCUGACCCUUCCAUAGGAGAUCACGCGAAAAUGAUCUUGCAUCGCAAUACAUAUUUCUAAUCACUGUGAACAAAAAUUACAAGAAUUUGAGAAAAACACGUCGACAAAAACCGUAUAAAAAAAGAAAAAAGAAUAUUCCUCUAUUACCCUAGGAAUAUUCAUACGCUUAAUUAAAGCUCGAAAUCUUCGGAUAGCAUUCUCAUAAAAUAAAAACAAUUCCACAAAAACUUUCCGAGCCCCAGUCGUGGCCGUCUCGCUCUAUCAUAGCGCGUUGAUCGUUUUUACGCUUCAAAAGCGACCGUGGACACUGUAAAUAUGCUUUCCGAUCGACGGGAACUCGAUUUCGGGCCAAAAAUCUGUCCAAUUUUUUAUCCAAAAAAAAAAAAAAAAGAAAAGUGAGUCGAGCGAAACGCGAGGUAAACCAAAUAUUAAUGUUUCCAUUUAACACGCAAAUACUGUGACAUCUCGCAAGGCCUAUCCUCCAAAAAUAAAACAAAAGAAAUUUUGGUUUAUAAGAAUGUUUUGACAACUUGAGUCAAAAAAAAAGAAAUGAACGAGAUAGAACGAAUAAGAGUUUGAAACCUACGGAAGGGUGAGUCGAGUGACGGUACGAAUCCAAGAGAGAACUCCGUGAAUGAAAAAUGGCAUGGAUACGCACACACGCAUACAUUGUUCUACACGCACACGACAAAACGGAAUAGAAGAGACGUCGUAAGGGUACGCCGGCGUGUCUCCUCGAAUUUUCAGAAUUCAUGUACCUUUAUAGGAUCCUCUGUAUCUAUCCGUACGUAGGAUAUCGAUUUAAGGGAAACGAGAGAAUAAAUGUCGUACGUUGUA